Agrilus planipennis (emerald ash borer) is the source of this 948-nucleotide messenger RNA. RefSeq names its product histone deacetylase complex subunit SAP18 (gene Bin1). Gene Ontology annotation, biological process: negative regulation of DNA-templated transcription. The record is from RefSeq and is a predicted model, not a curated record. Lineage: Eukaryota; Metazoa; Arthropoda; Insecta; Coleoptera; Buprestidae. The coding region runs from base 160 to 636 and encodes 158 amino acids. Gene Ontology annotation, cellular component: nucleus. The transcript has 2 exons. Gene Ontology annotation, molecular function: transcription factor binding; transcription corepressor activity.
GUAUGUUUGUGUAUCUUAUCAUAACCUCAUUUUUAGUGAAGUUCGCCGAAUUGAGUUUAUUCGUUAACAUAAAAGUAACGAUCAAGUUAACUUUAUUAAGUGAAUUACUUGAGCAAUAGUGUUUUAUAUAGUUUUUUUAGCAAUUACAAAUUAAAUAGAAUGGCCGCAGUUGACGUAGUAAUAGAAGAAAAGAAAGAAGACGCAGUCGAUAGGCAGAGGGUGUGUCCGUUUCUUCUACGUGUUUUCUUAUCUACAACUGGUUAUCAUCACAAAAUCACUGAUUACAACAAAGGAAAUGUGCCAACCAAUGAACUACAAAUCUACACUUGGAAAGAUGCUACCUUGAAUGAACUGGCCCUUUUAGUUAAAGAAGUAAACCCAGAAGCUAGACGUAAAGGUACAAAAUUUAGUUUUGCCCUUAUUUAUCCAGAUAUGCGUGCACCAAUAUAUAGAAUGAGAGAAAUUGGUAGUACUACAUCUGGUCAGAAAGGUCCUGAUGAUUUAAAAACCCUUGCUCAAGCAAGAUCAUCAAUUGGCGACUAUAUGGACAUUGCAAUCACACCACCUGAUAAUUGGAGUUCUGGACCCAGAAAAGGGGGUUAUUCUCAGUAUAAUAAUAGAUCCAGACCAUACUGAUAUCUGCUAAAUUGACAAUUGAAAGACAAAAGACAAAUGAAACCCUCUUAUUAUGUGCAGGAUUCUUCUACUGUUUAGUCAAUAGCAUAUUAAAGAACUAAGAAAAAGUAAAAUUGUCCUAUGAAUCAAACGUAUCUUACUAUAGGAUUAAAUGCAUUUAUAUUUAACUAUUACUUUGUUGUAGAAACAAAACGACUUAUUAAAUAUUUCCUUUUAAAAACUAUUUUAAUAUGAAUUAAGUCGAUCUUGUUUAAACUGUAUUUAUAAUUUAAAUUUUAAUGUUUGUGGAUUAAUAUAAUAUAGCCAUCAGUC